CAUUACAUAUACAAAGAUUUCUUUUCACUUCCUUGAGUAAUGGUCCAUUAAGUGAUUUAGAGUCCUAAAACCUUGGGAAUUUCUACGCACUCGCUCACUUGCGUCCGCUUCUCCAGCUUUCUGAUAUUGAUUUUCAUCUGUGCACUUUUCUUCCUUGCAGAUAUCUUGAGGUUUCAGAGCUGUGAGCAUGUAGGAGUGGUUUUGGUGUUGGUUUGAUGGGAGUAUGACAACUCCUUCUCACACUUUGAACUAUCCUUUUCACAAAUUGGCUCCUGUAGAUACACAUAAAACCCUCUACAAGACGAGGUGGAAUCAGGGUUUCGCUGCUCUUUCCCCAGUUCUCUUACACGCAGAAAGUGGGAAGUUUCCGAAGUAUAAGACGAAUUCCGGUUUGAUUAAGGCUUGCAGCGAUUCUUUCCUGGGUGUACCCAAUACAAUUGGUAUAAUUGGAGGGGUAUCUGUUGAUUCUACUGUAUAUUUUUUGAAAAAACUAGUUCACUGGAGUAAGAAUGGAGAAGGUUGUCCUCCUUUUGUUCUAUGCUGUGAUCCUGUGUUAAAUAAAGAGCUGUCAUUGAUACAAAGAAGCUCAGCUCCUUUGCUUAACAAUAAAUAUGAACGAACUACACGAGAUCCUACUUCAGUUGUGGAGAAUCUGAGGAAUAAGAGGAUUUAUCUUGAACAUUCUGGAGCUUGUUGCAUAGUAAUGCCUUGUCAUAUGUCACAUUCUUGGCAUAAUGAAAUUUCUGAGGGAUGUUCUGUUCCUUUCCUCCAUAUGGGUGAGUGUGUUGUCAAGGAGCUCAAGGAAGCGAAGUUGAGGCCGCUUGAAGCUGGGAGUCCUUUGCGGAUUGGAUUGCUUGCUACUAAAGCAAUUUUGACAGCAGGAUUCUAUCAGGAGAAAUUGAAAAGCGAGGGGUUUGAGGUUGUGUUGCCAGAUGAAGCGACCAUGGAACACACUAUCAUCCCUGCUAUUGAAGCUUUAAACAGAAAAGACAUAGAGGGAUCACAGAAUCUUUUGAGGAUUGCACUCCAGGUUCUUCUAGUGAGGGCUGUGAACUCUGUAAUUCUUGCCUCUGAUGAUAUCCGGGAUCUUCUUCCCCAGGAUGAUCCUCUUCUUGAGAAAUGCAUUGAUCCUAUGGAUGCAUUGGCUCGGUCAACCAUAAAAUUGGCUACAUCUGUUGAAAAUGUUAAAAGGAGUGUAGUCAGGAAAGAACUUCAGAAGAAGUGAAGAUCUACCUCAUUGUCAUUGAAAUUCAUAAUCUAUCAACCAUGAGUCUGGUGAAACAUGGUAUUUGACCACAUUGCUGCAAGACGAUACUGAGAAUCCUUGCUCUAGGUAAUGUGGCAUUCAUGCUAGCUAAGGCCUUUAAUUCAACUCUUUAAUUAAUGUUCAUGACAAAUUGUGGUAUUGUAAUGAAACAAGAUUUGAAACUC
Fragaria vesca subsp. vesca is the source of this 1431-nucleotide messenger RNA. RefSeq names its product probable amino-acid racemase-like. The transcript is spliced from 4 exons. Bases 224 to 1225 code for a protein of 333 amino acids. Lineage: Eukaryota; Viridiplantae; Streptophyta; Magnoliopsida; Rosales; Rosaceae. The record is from RefSeq and is a predicted model, not a curated record.